AUGAAUAUCCAUGAUAAAGUUUUUUUUUUUUUCAUAAUCAAAUCUCUCUCUCUCUCUCUCUCUCUCUCUCUCUCUCUCUCUCUCCAUUUUGUAACUCUCUUCCAUGGAAGCAAGAUCACAAACCCCACCACUUGAUCAUCAUCAAUCAUCUCUCACCAUGAACCCUACCAACAAUGAUGACACAAUUGACAUUGAAUCCAUUCAUGAUCAUCAAGAAGAAACUCAACAACAACAACAUCAAAAUCAACCAUCAUCAAUCAACACCAACAAAAACUACCUGCAUGCAAAUGAUCAAAAAUCAGUCACAAACAAAAGGUACAUGCCCCUUUUGAUAAUCAACUAUCUCUUACUCUUUGUUGGUUCAAUCUCAUCAAGUUUACUCUCAAAAUAUUAUUUCAUCCACAAAGGUUCAAGCAAAUGGGUUUCAACUUGGGUUCAAUGUGCUGGUUUUCCUCUCUUAAUCAUCCCAAUUUUUCUCCCUAAUCUUCUUAAUCUCACUAAAAGAAUACCCUUUUCAGAUUUCACAUUAAAAAUGUUAACUUUAUCAUUUUUUGUUGGAAUCAUGUUAGGGUUUAACAAUCUUUUAAUCUCAUGGGGUGUUGCAUAUCUACCUGUUUCAACCUCAGCACUUUUAUUAUCCUCACAGCUUGUUUUCAAUCUCAUUCUCUCAGCCAUCAUAGUGAAACAAAAAAUCACUUUUUCAAAUCUCAAUUGUGUUAUUCUUCUCACUUUGAGUUCAAUCAUUCUUGCAUUGAAUUCUAGUAGUGAGAGACCAAAAGGGUUAACAAAAAAAGAAUACUUUAUUGGAUUCUUUUGCACCAUUAGUGCAGGGUUGUUAUUUGCACUUUAUUUGCCAGUGGUUGAAAAGAUUUAUAAAAAAGUUUAUUGUUAUGAAAUGGUGAUGGAAAUGCAGCUUAUAAUGGAGAUUGCAGCGACGGUUUUAGCGUCGAUAGGUAUGGCGUGGGACGGAGGAUUUAAAGAAAUGAAGAGAGAAAGUGAGGAGGUUUUUGAUAAGGGAAGUAGGGUUUAUUGGGUGACGGUUAUGUCGAAUGUGGUGACGUGGCAAUUUUGUUUCAUGGGAACUGCUGGGAUGGUGUUUUUGACAUCUUCAUUAACUGGUGGGAUUUGUAUGACAGCUUUGUUGUCUAUGAAUGUGUUGGGUGGUGUUUUGGUUUAUAGAGAUGAUUUUGGUGGUUUGAAAGCUGUUUCAACUGUUUUAUGUAUGUGGGGAUUUAGUUCUUAUGUUUAUGGUAUGUAUGUUAAGAUGUUGGAAGAGAAAGGGAAGAAGGUGAAGGAGAGCAAUGAUUCAUCAUCCAUGGAGUUGAUUAGUAUGAGGAGGAGUGGAGGUGCAACUAUGGUUCAAUAAUAGGCUGAUGGAUUUCCUGCAGUAAACUACAGCACGCAGUAAUUGAUCAGAGUCAUUCGAUAUUAAAUUGGCGGCCGAUAUUGCAUUGUAGUAAAAAACUAAAUCUUUAAUUUAAACCGUCUAAUUUAAUAUUAAUGACUGAGAUUUAGUACAACGUGUAAUAUUACUGCAGAAAAUCUAGAUCUGAAUAAUAGUAUUUCUUAGGUGAGUACGUAGUGAUGAGUAUGUAUAUGACAUAUGGUUAUAGUCAAUUAAAAAGUUUAAGAUGUAUGUGAUAUAUCAAAGUUUAUAUUGAACAUAUAUUUGUAGUAACUUAAACUUUUGAUUGUAAUGAAUAAAAUUGUACUCAUCAAUGUGAAUUUAAGAAUGGUUAAUUAGAUAAAAAAUAAUUGAUGGUACAUAAGAAUUCAGUUCAGUUCUUACAAGAAUUUGAGUUCGAAUUCUGCUUUCAAUGUGAUCUCAUUGAUACGUAAUACAUUAAUUG
Messenger RNA from Trifolium pratense (red clover), 1850 nucleotides. Its product is annotated as probable purine permease 4. Gene Ontology annotation, cellular component: membrane. The record is from RefSeq and is a predicted model, not a curated record. Gene Ontology annotation, molecular function: purine nucleoside transmembrane transporter activity. Bases 104 to 1366 code for a protein of 420 amino acids. NCBI's taxonomy places the organism in Eukaryota, Viridiplantae, Streptophyta, Magnoliopsida, Fabales, Fabaceae. The transcript has a single exon.